AUGGCUGAGAUACGGUUUAGAGUCCGUGGCCCGGGCUGGGUCGAGACGGUCACAGCAACACCAGACUGGACGAUCCAGAAGCUACUAGACCACCUGAGGGAGAAGCAGGGCGCCCAACCGUCAGCCCUGAAGUACGGCUACCCCCUCAAGAACAUUGAUCUCAGCAACACAAACGCAACGAUCGAGCCCCUGAACUUGAAAGGCGAGGCCAUCACCUUCGUGCCAAAGGAGGAGGCCGCGGCGCCCGAGGUGCCCACGGCCACGAAACCAGACUUCAAGCCAAAGGCGGUGGAGCCCGACCACACGGUCAUAGAGUGGCCCGAGAAGGACGGCUUCCUCGCGCUGCGAGUGAUGCCCGACGACAACUCGUGCAUGUUCACGGCGUUCGGUGGUGUCCUGCAGAGGGCGGAUCCGGCGCCGACGCUGCGGAGGGAGGUGGGCGAGUACAUCCUGGCGCACCCGGACAAGUUCAACAGUGUCGUGUUGGAGAUGGAGCCGCAGCGGUACGCGCAGAAGAUGCUCUCCCCGCAGGUUUGGGGCGGCGCCAUCGAGCUGUCCAUCCUGUCAGACAUCUACGACAUCGAGAUCUGCUCCGUGGACGUCAAGUCACAACGCGUAGACCGUUUCGGCGAGGGGAAAGCGACCCGCUGCCUCCUGCUCUUCUCGGGAAUCCACUACGACCGCAUAGCCUUCACCAUGGACCUUAGCCUGCCGGUGGACUUUGACGAAACGAAGUGGGACACGGGCAACGAUGCCGUGGUCGAAAUGGCGCAGCGGCUUGCAAGGCAGCUCAAGGAUGCGCACUACUACACCGACACCACCGACUUCGUCCUCAAGUGCGACGUGCCCGGCUGCGGCUGGAUCGGCGCCGGCGCCGCAGAGGCGAGCAAGCACAUGAAGGAGACGGGUCACUCGGCCCUGAGCGAGAUGCAGAUCACUUAG
Messenger RNA from Diaporthe citri, 942 nucleotides. RefSeq lists its product as uncharacterized. Bases 1 to 942 code for a protein of 313 amino acids. The transcript is spliced from 2 exons. NCBI's taxonomy places the organism in Eukaryota, Fungi, Ascomycota, Sordariomycetes, Diaporthales, Diaporthaceae. Gene Ontology annotation, molecular function: cysteine-type deubiquitinase activity. The record is from RefSeq and is a predicted model, not a curated record. Gene Ontology annotation, cellular component: cytosol; nucleus. Gene Ontology annotation, biological process: protein deubiquitination; endoplasmic reticulum unfolded protein response.